Daphnia pulicaria is the source of this 1290-nucleotide messenger RNA. RefSeq lists its product as uncharacterized. The transcript is spliced from 5 exons. The record is from RefSeq and is a predicted model, not a curated record. NCBI's taxonomy places the organism in Eukaryota, Metazoa, Arthropoda, Branchiopoda, Diplostraca, Daphniidae. Bases 329 to 1222 code for a protein of 297 amino acids. Gene Ontology annotation, cellular component: mitochondrion.
ACGAUGGGUGUUUGAUUUCCGUUUUUUAAAACACGUUAUUCCAUAUUAAAUUUUUUUGUUAUGUAAACGUUCUUCAGCAGCAGAGAUAAAUUGGUUUGCCUUUCCGUUAGCAACGGAAGCUGAGAGUUUCUAGCUUGUUUAGCAAACCAAUAUCAACGGCCAACUUGCCCAGUUUAGCGUUAUUUUGUUGGCAGCUCUCUAUUUCGGGAUAAAAAUAGCUCGUAAACGUGCGCAGUAUAUAAAGCAAGGAGUCGUGAGGUUACUGACACACAGUACCAAACAGGUCUUCAAAGUAAAACCUCUAGUCAAUUUUUCACUAUACAAAACAAUGUUGCUCGCUCAAAGUGUCAACCGAAAUCUAGUCCAUAGAAAUCAACUGAUUUUAAGAGCUCUAUUUCACAGUAGUUCGAAAAAUGGAGCCGGAUUACCAUCCAACAUGGAAGAGUUGGAUGCUCAGGAUCGAAUGGGAUUCUCUGCCAACAGAUUCAAGGACAUAAGUUUUGGGGUAGUUCAAAGUCAAACAUCAUCCAUGUUCAGUGGUUCCUUCAUGAGUGAUCAGUCGAGUCAAGGAGGACAACAGCAGCUAGAAAACUAUGAAUCACUUGGUUCUUUAAGCUUGAAUGCUGUGACACAGACCAAUGUGCCACUUCCGUUUUCUCCUAGUGCCGAGAAAGAAAAUUCUCCUCGAAUGAAUAUGCCAGAAAAUUGCACCGAUCAGCAAAUCAAAUUCACUUCCAGUGACCUGCAAGAAACGCUUUAUCCCGGAAGUAGUCAGUGUGUGCAACAAGGAACCAUGAAAAUUAGAGGUAACUGUUGGUACUUGCAGCAUGGUUUGCACAAUGCAUGGAUACCUAACACGAGCUCGGUGCGAUACUAUAGCGAUGCUAAGGUUCCCGAAUCAACUAAAAGUAAAUUGAAGCGAGCUGUUAAAGAUUAUGGCGCAACUGUCAUAGUGUUUCACGUCCUUAUAUCAAUUACAUCAUUAAGCAUCUGCUAUGCAGCUGUAGCAAGUGGACUAAACGUACCAGGUAUGCUAGCCCAGAUGGGCGUUUCCAGCGAAAUGUUGAACUCAAGAUUGGCAGCAGGAGCGUCCACUUUUCUCGUAGCAUAUGCCGUUCACAAAGUACUGGUGCCUAUUCGUAUCAGCAUAACUCUAGGAUCUGUGCCGUUUAUUGUGCGUUAUUUGCGUAGAAUCGGAUUCCUGAAGACUCCGUCAGCUUAAAACCUGUUUGGGAAAGCUUUUAUUUUGUGCUGCCUAACUUUUCGUAAUAAAUGUUUUCUACCAAGGGA